AAGCUGCCGGCCCCCACAUCCGGGUACCGACGCCAGCCGCCCAGACUCUGGCACUAUGGUCAUGGCGGAGGGGACGGCAGUGCUGAGGCGGAACAGGCCAGGCACCAAGGCGCAGGAUUUCUAUAAUUGGCCUGAUGAAUCAUUUGAUGAAAUGGACAGUACACUUGCUGUUCAGCAGUAUAUUCAACAGAACAUAAGGGCAGACUGCUCCAAUAUUGACAAAAUUCUUGAACCACCUGAAGGCCAAGAUGAAGGUGUAUGGAAGUAUGAACAUUUAAGGCAAUUCUGCCUUGAACUAAAUGGACUUGCUGUCAAACUUCAGAGUGAAUGCCAUCCAGAUACCUGUACUCAGAUGACAGCAACUGAACAAUGGAUUUUUCUUUGUGCAGCUCAUAAAACUCCAAAAGAGUGUCCUGCCAUAGAUUAUACAAGACACACACUGGAUGGUGCUGCAUGUCUUCUGAAUAGCAAUAAAUAUUUUCCCAGCAGGGUUAGCAUAAAAGAAUCAUCUGUAGCAAAACUAGGAUCAGUGUGCCGUAGGAUUUAUAGAAUAUUUUCACAUGCCUAUUUUCAUCACCGGCAGAUAUUUGAUGAAUAUGAAAAUGAAACAUUUUUAUGUCAUCGGUUUACCAAAUUUGUGAUGAAAUAUAAUCUGAUGUCGAAGGAUAACCUGAUUGUACCAAUUUUAGAAGAGGAAGUUCAGAACUCAGUUUCUGGGGAAAGUGAAGCAUGAAGGAAUCACGUAGAACAAUGUACUGAUCACAUAAUUAACAAUGAUGUACUGUAUAUAUAUCAUUUUAGACACAUCAAUCAUGUAUCCAUAUUAUAGCUUAUUUGUUUAGUAUAGGUUUUUGUAUGCUAUGUGUUGCCUUUUUAAAUGGGAAAUACAUUUUAAGUUAUUCAUGAGCUGUAUAUUCACUGGUGUGGCACUCAUGGUUUUUAAAUCAGUUUAGUAUUAUCUGUUGAUAAUGCCUGUUAAUAAAAGACUUUACAGUUUGGUAAAUGCUGCUAAACAAUCAUUGGACCCCAGUCCUUCCAAUCUAUAAACGAAUGAGCUUGUGUUUCACACAAGCACCUAACAAGUACUAAAGACAGCAUAUUUGCUUUGUUUUCAUCCCUAAGUUUUAAUUUAAUUUAAUUUUAGAAAACUCAGUAGUAUUCCAUCUAUACUGUUAACUUUUCCAAAAUGAGAUAAAAGUGUUUAAAAGUUCUGUCUAUAGCAUUUGAUCUGCAUAACGAUUAUGUGUAUGUUCAGAGGAACUCGAGGAGCUGUUAGUGAUACUUAAGCUCUCUCCUACAUAAAGUGUACUCCAGGCCAGUGUACUUGGAAACAUUGCCUGUUUUGUGACAGUGGAUUAUUAAGUCCAUGGUGACAGUGACAAGGCACAAACGUGAUGUUCCAUGGACUUGCCCCCUCUUGUUUCCCUUAGUCCUCUGGGAAGUACACUAGUCAGGAAAUUUAUUUACCGAACUAUAGUUAGUGAUGGCGCUUCCCUAUUUAUAUUUGUAUUAAUUGCUUACAAAGCAUACCUCAUACUAGCAGUGAUGUUACACUACAGGAAAACUGUACUGUACAGGAAAACUGUACUGCCUACCUUUGAUUUUUGAAAUUGUUGUAACUACUUAGAAAAUAGUCCUUAAUAUAGUUUGACUUUUCCUUUUAGUAAUAUUAAUCUUUUCACCUAACCCUAGGCAGCAUUAAAUAGAUAUGAAAAAAGAUAGUGUAUUAAUUUUAUUUUCCCUCCUUAAAAGCUUAUUAUUUGAAUUAUAUGCACAUGUAAGACUAUUUACAAUAAUUCACAGGUUAAGUGGUGUUGAUAAGUGGUCAUACUUUGAUUUCUUAUUUCAUCGUCUUAAGAAUUUAAGUGCAGCCGGGCGGUGGUGGCGCACGCCUUUAAUCCCAGCACUUGGGAGGCAGAGGCAGGUGGAUUUCUGAGUUGGAGGCCAGCCUGGUCUACAAAGUGAGUUCCAGGACAGCCAGGGCUACACAGAGAAACCCUGUCUCAGAAAACCAAAAAAAAAAAAAAAAAAAGAAAAGAAAAGAAAAAAAAAAAAAAGAAUUUAAGUGCAGACUUACAUAACAUGACAUGAUUAGUGGAGUUUCUCAUUAAACGCUGAGGUCUCUAUGCCACACUGUAACAAGGCACUAAGACAGAAUAGAGACCUGUGCAGUUGGGACAGCUGAAGCCAUCUUUACCAAUUUAACAAAAGAAACUUCAUUUUUAUUUAAGAGCUAUUUGCGAAUGAAAUUGAAAAAUGCAUUCAUCUUGUUUGUUUUUCUAAUUAUUUGAAGAAAUGAUUUGUAUUGUAUUAUAAGACAAGUAUACACAGACAAAUUGGGAAAUGACAGCACACUGAGAGUGUGUGUAGAGUUGACGCCUGUCAGAGCCUGUGCUGUGCCAGUGGUCACGGUCAUCACUGUACCUGAGCCCACAGUUAUCUUCUAAGAAGUUAUGUUUGCAGUGAAUAGAACAUUGACUGAAAUUAGGUGUUUAUAUUACUGUCACCAUGAAUCAUUGGGGUUAGUAAUUUUUAAAUAAACCUGGUAAAUAUCCGAGAGACUAACCUAUACUAAGUUCAUAAAUUAUACCUAGUGUAGCAAUGUUGCUGUUCUCUAGUUGGAGUCUCACGGUGGGUUUCUGUCAUCUGACUGUUUCUCAGGGGACAGUUACGGUAGUGAUUGGGUUGUGGGUGUGACUGAGUAAUUGGAACACUUUGUGAAUAUAUGGCUUAGUGUUAACAGGAAAAUAAAGUAUGGUUUUCUUUUUAUACUUACUCCACCCUCCCUGUAGUAUGUUUGAAAUUGAUCAUAAAUCUGCAAAAGCA
Molecule: messenger RNA, 2826 nt
Organism: Mus musculus (house mouse)
Lineage: Eukaryota; Metazoa; Chordata; Mammalia; Rodentia; Muridae
Gene: Mob4
Product: MOB family member 4, phocein
Exons: 8
Coding region: 56-733 (225 amino acids)
Biological process (GO): negative regulation of hippo signaling
Cellular component (GO): membrane; perinuclear region of cytoplasm; Golgi cisterna membrane
Molecular function (GO): protein-macromolecule adaptor activity
Source: RefSeq, marked validated